Molecule: messenger RNA, 3583 nt
Organism: Cherax quadricarinatus
Lineage: Eukaryota; Metazoa; Arthropoda; Malacostraca; Decapoda; Parastacidae
Source: RefSeq, a predicted model, not a curated record
AUGGUGAAGGUGCUGGAUAUCCUGGUGAUGGGGGUGAUGACACUGGUGGUGGAGAGGGUACUGGUGGAGGAGGGGGCUCUGGUGUUGGAGAUGGCACUGGUGGUGGAGGAGCGAGGGAAGGAUCCACAUCAUCAGAUGCCUGGCGUUCACCAGGGGGAGCAGCUGGCAUGUGGCACCCUGGACUGCCGACAUGUGGUCCACCAGCGUAACCUGGACUUGGACACCGAGCUGUUGCAUGGGCAUGGGCGUGGGCGUGGGCGUGGUCUGGAGAAGGCUCGGGUCAUCAGGGAGGGCGUGUUGAGGUGGACUUUUCCCGCUCGCACGCCCACACGCCCACCUGCCUCCAGUCGUAACUGGCAUCCCCAACACUCCUGGUCAACACAGUUUCAGAAUGUACCUGAUUAUAGUGUGCCUGAGAUGGAGGGGGUGGUGUCAGAGGAACUACGUCAGCGUAUACAACGUGUUCUCACCUUCCCCAUGGGGCGUACCCAGGGCGAGGAGUCUACUACGGAUACCACGCCCACCACUGCCCACGACAACAGGACCCCAGCUGGAGGACUACUCCAAGACUACUUGGACCAGCUGGAGCCUGAGGGAGAGGAUGACGACGAACUCAUGUUUCAAGGAUCAGAGAGUGAGGAGAGUGAUGCUGACCUACUGUACGACCCGGAGAAGGAGUCGUACACCACGCCCUACCUUCUCUACCUGCAGCAGGCCAGAGCCAGGAAAGAGCCCCCAAUCCUUCACAGCAAGAUCCUGGAGGAUGACCUCAUCGAAGACGAGACAGAGAUGGCGGACAGAGCGACAGAGGGACGUGAAGGGGCGAUGGGACGGUCUGGGUACAGAUACAGCGUUCCUGACACGCUCACUAACAGCAAGGAACCCCCUACCUCAGCCUCCAACAGCAAGGAACCCCCUACCUCAGCCUCCAACAGCAAGGAGCACCCUACCUCAGCCUCCAAUAGCAAGGAACCCCCUACUUCAGCCUCCAACAGCAAGGAACCCCCAACCUCAGCUUCUACAAGCAAGGAACCUCCAACGUCAGCCUCUACAAGCAGGGAACCUCCAACAUCAGCCUCCUCGAGCAAGGAACCUCCAACACUGGCCUCACAUGAUGCUUACCAGCAAGACUCCAAAGUUCACUUUAGAAGAGCAUCAAGAGACCUGAGUGAUGAAUCCAACAAAAACGGCACCGGAUAUCACAGAGAAUCUCUUAAACACGUUGGAAUUUCCGGAGAAAUGGAAGAGGAACUCCUGCAGGAGAAAGAUGAGGAUGGUAUCGUGAGUGACCACAACCAGAAGAAGAAAAAGAAGAAGCGGCGGAAGAAAGGCUCUCAUGGUAGGGUGACUAGUGAAGAGUCAGAAGAAGAGAUCCACAAGACAAAGCUGGAGGAACUGAAAAAGUCUAUUGCCCUGCAGCUGUUUCGAGACUUUGCCAAGAAUGUCUUCGCAAAGGAGCACCCAGAGUUCCGGCUCUUCGAGAGCUUCGAAGAGACUGAUAAGUCUAAAGACUCUGAUGUGUCCAAGGCAGUGCAGGACUCUUGAGACUUGCGGUGUUAAUAGGGUAAGAGUUUUUUUUUAUGUUCACAGUAAUGGGUUAUGGUUAUAUGCUCUCUAUAUUAUAGUUAAUUACUCUUAUCUAAUAAACUGUAUUUCGAAAUUACCGUAUUUUCCGGCAUAUAAGGCGCACGACUGAAGUAUCAUAACAAUAAAUCAGUAAUUAUAUUCAAGGGUUACUUACCUUCUUACUUUACACUAAAGCGUUUCUCAAAGCCUACCCUUGACCUUGACUAUACCCUUGACCCUGACUUUGAGCCUACCCUUGACCCUGACAUUAAACAUAUAAGAUACAGGAUGAUUUUCCAAGAUUUUUUGUGGAAAAAAGACGCGCCAUAUAUGCCGGAAAAUACGAUGCUAAAAAUUUAUGAAUGAUAGUAAAGAAAAUAAUUGUGUAAUUACUGGAUCUUUCAAGAGGGUCUUUUGAUACUAUUGAAAGGCUCCUGAUCCAAGCAAUUGGAGCUGCUUUGUAGGUAUGUGUCAACAGCGUCUCCAUGACUCAUCUCUACAAACCUGACACUGGGGAAAGGAAACCUCCAGACAGUACGUCUGAAACUCCAGGACUGUGUUGUCAAUCUUUUAUUAGGAACAUUACUAUUACACUUGGAUAAAGAGAAAGAAUAUUGUGUAUUAAAUAAGAGCUCCAUUACGAUGAAUGUAUUAAAACAGAGAGAACAAUGAACAAAGUGAAAUACGAUACAUACACAAAAAAACAUUUACAAAAACACAAUAAAUAAUACACAAAAAGACGAUUGAAGGCAGACUAAAUAAAACAGUGCAAGUAGUGUACUACACAUUACUAACAAAUCUACAAUACUGAAACCACUGGAACAAUAUUACAUAGGUGCAACCAUUGUAGCCAGUAAGCCUACAUGCCUAGUUCCCAUAGCUUCCCCCAGAGGGCAAGCCUGGUGGGCAUGCCACUUGAAACGGCAUCACCCUGCCUCUCCCUCACUCGGCGCCAAUCCUUCACACAGUCAACAAGGACUACUACUCUCUCCUUCGCUGGGCAUGGCCCCUCCGAACCAUGGGCACAAACACUACCUGUUGUACCCAGAUUUCGCAAAUAAAGUAAGAAGCUUCUGAAGCCUUAUUAUUCAUCCCCGCUAUCAAGAACAACCCAAUAAACUCGUAAACACCAUGUACAUUACAACAUUGAUUCCGAAAGCUAGAACACUGACAAUAACCCGAACAAAUACAAGUCAUUUAAAGAACCUUAUAUACAAGUACUGUCGCCACACCUCCACAAACAAAAUAAUGUUCACGUCAUAUAAUACUGACCAACUUGACACAACAUGGGCGAAAUAAUGAAGUACUGUACAUGAAGGAAGCUCUCUAACUUAUAAUUGUUCUCCUGAACAGAAGCCACAGAUACAGCAAAUCUACGGAGUAUACUUCCCACCCAGGCUUUCUUACAUUUUCACACAUUCUGUGCACAUCAAGCGUCAAUAAUACACAAAUAACCCACACAUAGAGGAGCUUACGACGACGUUUCGGUCCGACUUGGACCAUUUAAAAAGUCCAAGUUGGACCGAAACAUCAUCGUAAGCUUCUCUCUUCUAUGUGUGGGUUAUUUGUGUAUCAUUCCAGUCACAGUAUUGUGCCUUUUAUUUGUUAUUUAUAAGCGUCAAUAUUUUAAGAUUCGAGAAUCUUAGAUGUUGCCUUCUAUUACAACCCAGGAGUCCAAAUGGCCUGUUAUCCUGGGUGUAAAGGGAGCAAAAUAAACACAGCAGAAAAGUUUUGAUUUAUAUUAUCCUUCACCAAUUUAGAACAGCAAUAUGUACAAGGGACAUGAGGAGGAAGCUGCAAAGGAAGAUUGGGCAGCAGAGCUCAUAAAAAGAGAUCAUGAAUGGGAAAAGAAACUAGAAGAACUUAGCAUGAGAAUGGAAGAGAGGAUAGAUAUGGAAAGCAGGAAGUGGGAGGUGCAUGUCAAGGCAGCAGAGGCUAGGAUACAGAGUUUAGAAGAGGAACUGAAAAAUCUGAAACAGCCUAAAGAACUAAAGAACAUUUUGGGAUUGACAACAGA